AUGGGCUCUUCUCAAUGUACUCCAUGAUGGCUGCCCCAUCGGCGGGGCUGACGAGAGCUCCAGGAUGCUCAAGCCGUUGGAAGAAGAGGUUGUAGCUCGUGGGGCUUAUGAAGAUGCCCCCUGAAACUUCGGCAGCGGCGGUGAAGCUUAUGGCGAUGCCGGUGGAGGCAAACGAAGGGGUCUGGCAGACGACGAUCUUCCGGCCGACUUGUUUUAAAGACGUGAUAUUGUUGCAGGCGCCCAUGAACACGAGAGGUGAUUCGUCCAGGGCCGCUGCCCCCACGUAGGGUGAUGUACCGAUUAUGGAUCUCCCGUCGCCGAGUUCCACCGUCCCGGCGAACUCCCGGUCGAGGUCGCCGGCGCCGACGGUGA
This is a messenger RNA of Spirodela intermedia, 372 nucleotides long. The record is from the annotation of a GenBank genome assembly. NCBI's taxonomy places the organism in Eukaryota, Viridiplantae, Streptophyta, Magnoliopsida, Alismatales, Araceae.